Molecule: messenger RNA, 412 nt
Organism: Darwinula stevensoni
Lineage: Eukaryota; Metazoa; Arthropoda; Ostracoda; Podocopida; Darwinulidae
Source: the annotation of a GenBank genome assembly
GAGAGAGCUCGAGUUCCACUAUUUCAAGAUCCACGACUUCGACGAAAACGGGAUGCUGGACGGACUGGAGCUCCUCUCCGCCCUCAUGCACGUGCACACCUCCCCCGACGACCACGACGACCACGACGACCACGAUGGCAAGGACGAAAAGGACGACAAGGACGACGAAGAGGACAAGACUGCCAAGCUGCAACGGGAGCAGGAACUCAAGCGACAGCUCCGAAGGGACAUCGCUCUAUACACGCAUUUGAUCGACCAAGUCCUCGCCGAGGACGACCUGAACAGGGACGGUUUCCUCAGCUACUUCGAGUUCUCCCUUGGAAGACGACGCGAGGAAAAGUUGCUAAAUUCCUAGUCUAUAAACGAAGAAACGUUCUGACAGUAAAAGGUCUGAAAAGUCCAGCUCACGUGG